CCUGUCCUCCUCGCCCCCUCCAACCCUCUCCUCUCUCUCGCCUUCCGCCGCCGCCGCAGCUGCCGCAACACCCGCCGCCGCCGCCGCAGCCGCCGCCGACGACUCCGCGCCCCCCGCCGGGACCCAGAAUGGACGGAGGCUCCGGCGGGCCGUACACCUCCCGCACGGCCGAGGAGGUGUUCCGCGACUUCCGCGGCCGCCGCGCCGGCAUGAUCAAGGCCCUCACCACCGAUGUGGAGAAGUUCUACCAGCUCUGCGACCCCGAAAAGGAGAACUUGUGCCUUUAUGGGUACCCUAAUGAAACAUGGGAAGUUACCUUGCCAGCUGAGGAAGUUCCUCCGGAGAUCCCUGAACCAGCUUUAGGAAUCAACUUUGCUAGGGACGGCAUGAAUGAGAAAGAUUGGUUGGCACUAGUAGCCGUCCACAGUGAUUCAUGGUUACUGGCUGUUGCGUUUUAUUUUGCAGCACGUUUUGGGUUUGACAAAGAGGCCAGGAGGCGACUCUUCAACAUGAUAAAUAACUUACCUACAAUAUUUGAAGUUGUGACUGGCGCUGCCAAGAAACAAACGAAGGAGAAGGUGCCCAAUAGUACCAACAAAAGCAGCAAGCCAAGCUCAAAAAUGCCAUCAAGACCAGAGUCUCAUUCAAAGGCCCCAAAGCUACCUGCACCCCCCAAGGAUGAUGAUGAGAGCGGCGAGGAAUAUGGAGACGAAGAGGAGGAAGAGCGCGAUAACACCCUGUGCGGAUCUUGUGGAACAAAUGAUGGCAAGGAUGAGUUUUGGAUCUGUUGUGAUAGUUGCGAGCGGUGGUACCAUGGGAAGUGCGUCAAGAUCACGCCUGCUCGAGCUGAGCAUAUCAAGCACUACAAGUGCCCAGAUUGCGGCAACAAGAGGGCGAGGGCAUAGAGACAAAGCACAAGCAGAAGUACUCUGAACCAAAACCAGCGCCAAAUCUUCGAUGUCUGCAGAUAUGGCCUAGCUUUCUAGCCCGUAGACUCGCCUUUUUUUUCUCAUUUCAAGUUAAAAACACUGCCCCAGCAGUUCCUGUUGCUCUGACUUUAAUUGUGCCUCUAAACAUCUUGGUCGUUGUAGUAAUUACUAGCUUCAAUCUCUGGUGGCUGCCCCUGCAGACAUGCUGUCAAAGACGUUCUUGAAUUGAAGGACCUCUCUGACCAUUGUUUCUU
Molecule: messenger RNA, 1183 nt
Organism: Oryza brachyantha (malo sina)
Lineage: Eukaryota; Viridiplantae; Streptophyta; Magnoliopsida; Poales; Poaceae
Product: PHD finger protein ALFIN-LIKE 5
Exons: 5
Coding region: 129-905 (258 amino acids)
Biological process (GO): regulation of DNA-templated transcription
Cellular component (GO): nucleus
Molecular function (GO): transcription cis-regulatory region binding; transcription coregulator activity; histone binding
Source: RefSeq, a predicted model, not a curated record